AUGUACGAGGAAGAUUUCAGGAAUAUGGUUGAAGAGAAUAGGAACAGCAGUGACUCUUCCUCUGCCUACACGAUGAGUGCCAUACUGCUCACUGCCUACUCAGUUGCCUUUGCUGGAGGUGUGAUUGGGUCCAUCAUUAUGUCAUUGGUGCUGGUCAAGAUGACCACUCUCUCUGUGACCACUACGGCCAUCAUAAACCUGGUCAUUGUGCACAGCCACCUCCUUUUCACAGUGCCCUUCUGCCUGCACUACUGUGUCAAAAAGAAGGGGGUAUGCAAGAUACCAUUUUGCAAAAUGGUGAGAGCAAUGGUGCACAUCCAUAUGUACCUGACCUUCCUUUUCUAUGUAAUCACACUGGUGAUCCAGUGGAUUAUCUUCUUUCAGUGAAAGGACAAGGUGGAGUUUUACUGGAAGCUGCAUGCCACUAAAUCAAGUGCUGCUGUGUGGGUCUUCGUCAUGGUCUUCGUGGUGCCAGUUCUGUACUAUGAGUAAGGAAGCUCAGGCUCAUACAAUGAUACAACAUGCUUUAAAUUCCACAAAGAAUUACAGCAGGAGAGUGUAAAAGCCCUGAACUACACCAUAAUUGCAGUUGUUUCCUGCAUUACUUGUGUCCUCUUGGCCUUGCAGAUUUUCAUCCUGGUAAAAGUAGCAAGAAAACUUUCUACCUCCCUCUGGUCACACCAAGAGUUCUGGGCCCAGGUGAAAAACCUGAUUUUCAUCUGUGUCAUCAUAGUUUGCUUCCUUCCAUAUCACCUCUUUAGGGCCUACUAUAUACAGCAUGUGAAUGAUUUUGACCAAUUAGAAAGCUACAAUGAAGUUAUUUUGAGUCUGUCUGCCCUCAGCUGUUUGUACCUUUUGUCAUUCAUGCUGGGUGGCAGUCGCCCCUUCAAGCAAAACGUGGUCAUGCUGCAAAGCAGGUUGUCUUGCUGCUAG
Calypte anna (Anna's hummingbird) is the source of this 933-nucleotide messenger RNA. Its product is annotated as probable G-protein coupled receptor 141. Gene Ontology annotation, molecular function: G protein-coupled receptor activity; oxysterol binding. The record is from RefSeq and is a predicted model, not a curated record. Lineage: Eukaryota; Metazoa; Chordata; Aves; Apodiformes; Trochilidae.